AUGUUUCAUACAGAAUAUAACAAUUAUUUCGAAGGCAGUUAUGAACAGAUAACAAAUGGAUCAUAUACAAAGAAUGGAAAUGCCUAUCUUUAUAAUAGUUUUUUCAAAGAUCUUUCAAACCGAGUACUUUAUUCUAGUGGUGACCUUAAAACUGUUAUUGAAUCUACUACAUUUAUAUCUAUUUCCACCAAUGAAGGUUAUGGUGGCUGUAUCUUUCUUAAUGAAAACGGCGAAAUUGUUCAAAACCGUGUUUGUUCCACAGAUUGUUGGGCAGAUUCUAAUGGACAGCAUUGUUAUUGCAUAACAUCUAUAGGAGAUUCUAAAAAUUGGAUCCUAGAAUCAUCAUUUUCUCGAACUUUUAAUGAAGAAAAAGGUGAUAUUUCAAUUUCUUUUUAUCAUGGGCACCAAUUUCUUUAUAAUUCUAAUAUUUCGUAUUUUAAAACAAGUUCAAUAUCUGCAUAUUUCUUUUGCACAGCAGAUACAGAAUCAAAUUCAUCUAUGAAUUCUAUUAUUAAUAACACAUCAUCUAGUGAUAUAUGUAUUUGUUUUAGUACAGAUACAUAUCAACAACCUCAUGAUGAAAAAUUAUUUCGAAGUAACAUUAUAAACAACAAAGCAAAAGAUCAACUAAUUGAAGUAUAUCAGAAUUCAUUAACUAUUUAUGAAUGUAAUAUCAUAAAUAGUUUUGCCGAUAAUAUUUUCAUUAUCCAAUCCCCAUAUGGUAAUGAUUUUAGAGGUUCUAUUUCUAUAGAGAAUAGUUGCUUAAAUAAUAACCAAGGAACAAUCCCAAAUGACAUAUCAAUAACAUCAACAAAAAAUGAAAUGAUCGAAAACCAUCUUAAGCAUUUAUCAGCAGAUCUUUGUUUCGAAAGCAACACUAGAAAUAUAAUUUCAAAUAUUAUUGACAAUAACGAAGCUUUCAUAAAUAUUGUUAUUGAAGAUGCAGAUGAAAUUGAAAUCAUCAAUAAAAAAGAAAGAGAUUUCCGUAAAUUCUGGACAUUUGUUUUCUUGAACAUAUCCAUUUAA
This is a messenger RNA of Trichomonas vaginalis G3, 1026 nucleotides long. RefSeq lists its product as uncharacterized. Lineage: Eukaryota; Parabasalia; Trichomonadida; Trichomonadidae. The transcript has a single exon. The coding region runs from base 1 to 1026 and encodes 341 amino acids. The record is from RefSeq and is a predicted model, not a curated record.